Ochotona curzoniae (black-lipped pika) is the source of this 2176-nucleotide messenger RNA. It is a transcript of the gene ABHD6, whose product is annotated as abhydrolase domain containing 6, acylglycerol lipase. The record is from RefSeq and is a predicted model, not a curated record. Bases 124 to 1137 code for a protein of 337 amino acids. Gene Ontology annotation, molecular function: catalytic activity. NCBI's taxonomy places the organism in Eukaryota, Metazoa, Chordata, Mammalia, Lagomorpha, Ochotonidae. The transcript is spliced from 9 exons.
AGUCGAGCUCAGCCGAGCGCCGGCUGCUGAGCGCGGAGUGGGUACCUGCCUGGUGGCCAAGCGAGGAGCCUGGGAUCCAGGAGGCCGUGGUCAGUCAGGUUUCAGCCCACCUUGAAGAACAGGAUGGAUCUGGACGUGGUUAACAUGUUUGUGAUCGCGGGGGGCACUCUGGCCAUCCCAAUCCUGGCGUUUGUUGCCUCAUUUCUCUUGUGGCCUUCGGCGCUGAUCAGAAUCUACUAUUGGUACUGGCGGAGGACUUUGGGCAUGCAGGUGCGCUAUGUUCACCAUGAAGGCUACCAGUUCUGCUAUUCCUUCCGGGGCAGGCCAGGGCACAAGCCUUCCAUCCUCAUGCUACACGGAUUCUCUGCUCACAAGGAUAUGUGGCUCAGCGUGGUCAAGUUCCUUCCAAAGAACUUGCACUUGAUUUGUGUGGACAUGCCAGGACAUGAGGGAACAACUCGCUCCUCCCUGGAUGACCUAUCCAUAGAUGGACAAGUCAAGAGGAUACAUCAGUUUGUUGAAUGCCUUAAGUUGAACAAAAAACCCUUCCACCUGGUAGGCACCUCCAUGGGUGGCCAUGUGGCUGGGGUGUAUGCUGCUUACUACCCCUCGGAUGUCGCCAGCCUAUGUCUCGUGUGCCCUGCUGGCCUGCAGUAUUCGACUGAUAAUCAGUUUGUUCAGCGGCUUAAAGAGUUACAAGACUCAGCUGCCAUGCAGAAGAUCCCCCUGAUCCCCUCUACCCCGGAAGAGAUGAGUGAAAUGCUCCAGCUCUGUUCUUACGUCCGCUUCAAGGUGCCCCAGCAGAUCCUGCAGGGCCUUGUCGAUGUCCGCCUCCCUCACAACAACUUCUACCGAAAGUUAUUUUUGGAAAUCGUCAGUGAAAAAUCCAGAUACUCCCUGCACAAGAACAUGGACAAGAUCAAAGUCCCCACGCAGAUCAUCUGGGGAAAACAAGACCAGGUGCUCGAUGUAUCUGGGGCAGAUGUGUUGGCCAAGUCUAUUGCCAACUGCCAGGUGGAGCUUCUGGAAAACUGUGGGCACUCGGUGGUGAUGGAGAGACCCAGGAAGACAGCCAAGCUCAUGGUCGACUUUCUAGCUUCUGUGCACAACACAGAUAAUAACCAGAAGCUGGACUGAGGCCUGACUGCAGCCUGCGCUCUGCACACAGCACCUGCUCCUCCCACCCCAGCCUGACGUGGCCACCACUCUCAGGGAUCCUGCCCCCAAGGUGGUCGGAGCGCCAGUGUCCCCAAGGACACCAGUCCUUGCUCCCUGGUGUCCAAGGUUCCACAAGAGCUUCAGAGCCACAAGGAAAUCUCCAAGAUCUUUUUCACAAAGCAGAAACCCACAUGGAACAAAAUCGGCAAGCCCAGCCAUGAAAUCUCCAGAGGAGUCUGCACGAUAACAGCGCGGAGGAGCUUGUGCAAAGCAGCCGCCCUGGCCCCUAAUCACAGAGGACGCUUUCUUUUGAGACAUUCCUCAUGGACUAAGGCUGGAGAUACUUCUGUUGCUUCUGCUAUAUUCCCCUGCAUGAUCAGUGCCUUUGAUAGGAAGGAGUGUUAGCCCCCAUUCGCUGAACCCUCUUGUUUAGAUCUUAUUUAAGUUUUCCAUAGAGGAGCCAUCCAUGAAUGCAGCCCAUUGGCCCCCGGGCGUGGGAGGACAAAGGCAAGCUGGGAAAAGGUUUAGUUUAGAGAGGCGUGAGACCAGUGUUGUUGCUCUAGGCACAGCCAGCGCAGCAGAGAACACAGGUGGGCCAUGUGAUGGCCACCCAUGGAUUGGGUAUGUCGUGAAUGAACCCAGAAUAAUCAGAGGGAAGAACCCCUGACCGGGCUAGCCUCCCCUGCAUAAUUUAUUAUUUUUAAAAAUAGGAUUAAUAAAGCAAUAAUGUUCUAGACGUUCUAUCUAAUCAGACCUAAGUUCCCACAUACAGUGACUUGUGGGCCUCUUUUGGAUUUGGUUUUGCUAUUGAACACCCUUGGAUGUGAAAUACCAGUUUGCUAAUGGAUUCUGUGAAUUCUGUAAACAGUAACGUAAUUGAAAAAAAAGUCUGAACAGCUGUGAAAUUGACCACAGUGACAUGAAAUGUAUUUAAUUAACUCUGGAGCAGCAACCUGGUUUUCUAUUCUGAGCUCCAAGUUUGAAUGCAAUGUUGGUGAAUUUUCUGUUAACUUUAAAA